AUGGACUGGACAGACGAUACUUCAAAGAAAGCAUUGAUUGCUUGGGAUAAAUUGUGCAGUGCUGGAGUUACUGCGGGAUUGAAUAUGUUGGACAUUAACAUGUGGAACAAGGCUGCUAUAUGCAAACUAUUAUGGACAUUGAGCAAGAAGAAAGAUAAGCUAUGGAGGAUUUUUGAAGCACAAAAAUACUUUGAACAAGCAGGUUAUGAUGCAGAAGAUGUUUUUAGGCUCAGGUGCUUCUCAAUCAAAGGUAUGUAUAGCAAGUUGAGAGUUGUGAUGCCUAAGGUGGAUUGGAGGAAACUAGUAUGCAACAAUGAAGGAGCACCUAAGUGGAUAUUUAUUUUGUAUGUGGCAAUAUCCAGGAGACUCCUUACAAGAACCAGGCUAGCAAAAUGGGGCAUUGUUAAUGAGGUUAAAUGUCCCCUCUGUGAAAGAAUGGAUGAAGACGUAGAUCCCUUGCUGUUUGGAUGCCCUUUCUCUGCAGCUGCUUGGGAAAAGAUCUUACAGUGGCAAGGGUCACAGAGGGGGUCAAUGGCUUGGCAACAGGAGGUGCAAUGGGCAACUGGUAAUGUUAUAGGAAGAACUGACUAUGCAGAAAUAUAUAGAAUGGCAUUGGCAAGAAGUUGUGUCUAUCAUGUGUGGCAAGAAAGGAACUGGAGGAUAUUCCAGCAGAGAUCAAGAGGAACUAUCGAGAUAACAAGGCUGAUCAUACAAAUGGGAAAAGGGUCAAAAUUUACCUCCAAGUAUGGCUUAUAG
Lycium ferocissimum is the source of this 756-nucleotide messenger RNA. RefSeq lists its product as uncharacterized. The transcript has 2 exons. The record is from RefSeq and is a predicted model, not a curated record. The coding region runs from base 1 to 756 and encodes 251 amino acids. Lineage: Eukaryota; Viridiplantae; Streptophyta; Magnoliopsida; Solanales; Solanaceae.